AUGAAUAGUUGUACAAUAUUAUCAGUUUUAUUCGCCGUUUUCUGUGUUGUGAAUGCACAGCAAGGACCAUGCACAACAGCAAGCGGUGGCCAGGGAGAAUGCAAGUCGAUAUACAACUGUCCGUCGUUACUAGCAGUAGUGAACAAACCAAACAGGACGCCACAAGACAUGGAUCUGCUGAAAAGGUCACAUUGCGGGUUUGAUGGACAAGCACCUGCUGUGUGCUGUCCUGGAGAUAAUGAACCACCGAAGCCAAGCAAUCAAUGCUUUACACCCGAAGGCAAGCCUGGGCAGUGCGUCACUCUGUAUUCCUGUCCAGACAUCGCAAACUUGCUGAAACCUCCCGUCCCCAAUGAUAAAAUCAUAUUUGUGCAGCAAUCCAAAUGUAAUGGUCCAGACCAAUACAGCGUGUGCUGUGGCCCCGUACCUGAUUUCCAAAAUGUCCAAAAAGGAAAUUGUGCAUCUAAAGUUACCGCAUUUCCACCAGAUCCAAGAACUGAAUGUUGUGGGCUCGAUGGCAGUACUAAGAACAAAAUUGUCGGUGGGUCACCAGCGACAGUUGACGCGUAUCCAUGGUUGGUGUUAAUCGAAUACGUCAAGGACGGUGUCGUUAAAACACUUUGUGGUGGAGCUCUCAUCAGUGGCAAAUACGUCCUGACUGCAGGACAUUGUGUUGCUGGACCAGUACUCACUCGGGGUACACCCGCUAACAUUCGUCUUGGAGAGUACGACACCGGACAUGAAGGUCCCGAUUGUAUGAUCACUGAGGAAGGUGGUGAGGAUUGUUCACAGGGAGUCACUAGGAUACCAAUUGAUAGGACGAUACCACACCCUCAAUACAACCCUGCUCACCCGCAAAAGAGGAAUGAUAUAGGCUUGAUUAGAAUGGCGCAAAUGGCGCCUUACACAGAAUUUAUCCGCCCCAUCUGUCUGCCAACGUUAGAUGUGACGCAAGGAACAGGUACCUUUAAUACGACUGUUGCCGGUUGGGGUGCAGUCAGCACAAAACAAUCUAGCAGCGCAGUAAAAUUGCACGUUGAACUGCCAUUUGUGAGCAAAGCUGUUUGCCAGCCAGCGUAUGCAGUCCCUGGACGUAGUAUACCCUUAUGGAAGGGUCAGUUUUGUGCCGGUGGCGAGAAGGGCAAGGACUCUUGCAAAGGCGAUUCUGGAGGCCCACUCAUGUACGAAAACGGCAGGAUAUACGAAGCGAUCGGUGUGGAAAAAACCAAUAAAAUAUCUAGCAUAAAACAAGUUAAGACUGCAGUUACUCAAAGGCAAAAGUGCAAUGUAGUAGCAACUACCUGGCAACUUUUGCAAAGACUCAGAGAGGACAACUCUAAAGUAGAGGAUUAUAGGAAGACGCUUCUUUCACAGGACGUCAGGAGACAAUUUGACAAUCAAUCACCAUGA
Messenger RNA from Arctia plantaginis, 1410 nucleotides. Lineage: Eukaryota; Metazoa; Arthropoda; Insecta; Lepidoptera; Erebidae. The record is from the annotation of a GenBank genome assembly.